Messenger RNA from Cladocopium goreaui, 1478 nucleotides. NCBI's taxonomy places the organism in Eukaryota, Dinophyceae, Suessiales, Symbiodiniaceae. The record is from the annotation of a GenBank genome assembly.
GCUUCCUUGAAGAGCUCAAGGCCAAGCAUGUGACUGCCUCGGACCUUUCCGCCAAUGAGCGACAGGUCCAUGUGCAAGUGCCUCCCUUGAAGCUGAAACGAGUAAUCGAUUUGCUGGCGAACUAUGUGGCGCAGAUGGGGGAGCCGUUUGAGGAAGCCCUGCGGCAGCGCUUGGCGCGGGGCGACGGCGACCGCGGCAUCGAUUGGUCCUUCUUGAAGGAGCAUUCCUCUCCAGAAGCCCAAUAUUAUCGGUGGCGUACCUUUUCCUUUGUGCAGGGUGACACGCGACACCACUGGCGCAUGGAGCCCUUUCAGAUGUGCACGAAAGGCAUGGUCUGGCAUCCUCCCCAACGGAAUCGAGGAGGUUCCGACUCCGAUUCCUCCAGUUCCUCCCGCUCCCGCUCACGGUUGUCACCGGGAUAUAGGCGCCAGGAGGACGACUUCUGCGCCAAGUGGCAGCUGGACCGCCCCGCGCGGCUCUUGUUGCGGGAGCUGCCGCCGGAGUUGAGGGAGCAGGCCAUGAUGAAGUUCAACCCCUACACGGAGGUGAAGCAUGCGGACUACUCCAAGGUCUUUGCCGCUUGGACGCGUCGUUUUCGCAACUCCAAGGAGGAAGAGCAUCAUGGCGCACCCGAAGCCAACGGCAGGAAACGGAUGGGCACCGAACGCCUGCGACGCCGAGACGUCCGAGAUUUGGAGAGACUACUGAAGGAUCUCUCUGUAAAUGCCUGUGACAUUCGCAGAGCCAUGGUGUGGUGUUUGGACAACGACGACAUGGCCAUCGACGUGUCGCGACAUUUGCUCGACAGCUUGGAGGAGGAGGAUAUCACGGCUCAUGAGAGGUGCCUGAGACUGUGCCUGGUCUCAGACAUCCUCCACAACGCUGCCAGCAUCUACAAACCCGGCGCCGUAGUGUACCGCCGGGAGUUUGAGACCCACUUGCCCAAGACCUUUGAAGAUUUUCAUCGACUCUUCAGAGGUGUCAAGGACCUUUCCUUGGUCCAUCGGAUCCUUGCUUCCUGGAUUGAGCGAGCGAUCUUUACUCCGAAGUUCACCAAAGGGCUGGAAGCGUCCAUGAUCAAAGGCAUCAUAUCGGCGGAAGGGGUGAGACUGCCCGACUCGCUCAUGGUGAAAGUGGCGGAGUGGCAGUCGCAACACUUUAGCCAGCUCGAGAAGAUCUGCAAGGUGCAAGGUCUCAACUGGGACGUUCAGCUCUCCGAGAAGGCAGAAGCCAUUGGUGGCCGCUUUCCGGAGGAGCUGAGGAAAAAGUGGCUGCUGGAUCGACUGCUGACCUAUGAGCUGUAUGUCCUGGAGACCAGGGCAAAAGAGAUGCAUCACGCCGAGCGGCGGCCGCUGCAGAUGGAGCCCGUUGAGGCGUUUGAUCCCGAGUUGGAUGGUGAAUCGCUUGACAGCGACGACGAGGCCUAUGUGCGACAGGUGGAGCAAGCCCAGGCUAAAACUGCCCGAGACUUGGAUUGA